AAAUCAGAGGUGAAACUUGCUUGUUUGUAUUGAAGUGUCUCUGAAUCAUUCCAACCUUUUCUGAAUCGCUCAAUUUCUAAGGAAUGACUGAGAGUGAACAAAAGCUCUCAUUCCUGCCUCAGGUGACUGAAGAACUUAGCAACGAAGUUUGAAUCCGGUCUCUCCCACGGAUUGUUGUGAACUCCAGAUUCGGCUACUGGUGUGUUUGAUUUCUUCGAUUCCAAUUUCACUACUGAUGUUUAUGACAAAGAAAUUGAUGUUGCAACGUUGCACGGAUCUUUAAACAGGUCAGAUUCGUCACAAAUGUGUACACCCAGCUUGGAGCAAUGAAAUUUUUGAAUUUUCGUUCUCUUAUCAUUUUUUCUGCCUUUCUACGUGUCUUCUUAAUUGUCUACGGAGAAUGGCAAGAUACUCAUAUGGAGGUUAGGUAUACAGACGUUGAUUACCUUGUUUUCUCUGAUGCUGCAUCUUUAGUAGUUGCUGGAAAAUCCCCUUACAAAAGAUCCACAUAUCGCUACUCUCCUUUGAUUGCAUUUCUUCUCGCACCGAAUUCCUUUAUUCAUCCGUCAUGGGGAAAGUUCCUUUUCUCUGCUUCAGAUUUACUUGUGGGGUACUUUAUCCGCAUAAUUCUGAAGCUUCGUGGAGUGCCUGAGAACCUAUGCUUUUACUCUGUAAUUGUAUGGCUUUUCAAUCCAUUUACCUUCACAAUUGGAACACGAGGCAACUGUGAGCCCAUUGUUUGUGCCAUCAUUUUGUGGAUCAUUAUUUGUCUCAUGAGAGGUAAUCUUUUUCAAGGGGCCGUUUGGUAUGGGCUUGUUGUUCAUAUGAGAAUCUACCCUAUAAUUUAUGCUCUCCCAAUUGUCAUAAUUCUUGAUCCUUGCCAUUUCCAUCCUGUUAGAAACCCAGUCAUCGUAGAUUGGAAUUCAAGAGAAGCCAAAUCACGUGUGAUUUCGAGAACCGCGAAGUUUGUUGAUUCACACCAAUUACGGGUUCUCUUCUCAAGCAUGUUCACAAGACCGAGAAUCUUGUUUGGACUGAUAUCAGCAACCAUUUUCUUCUUCUUCAGUGGAAUAUUCUUCUAUCUAUAUGAAUGGGAGUUCUUGCACGAGGCCUUGUUGUACCACUUAACUCGCACAGAUCCCAGACACAAUUUUUCCAUCUACUUCUACCACAUAUAUCUCAAUUACGAACGAGAUUUCUCAAUUUCAGAAAAGCUAAUCUCGUUUCUACCCCAGUUAACGGUGCAGCUUGUUCUCAUUUUCCGUUUUGCACAAGAUCUUCCUUUCUGUUUCUUUGUCCAGACAGUAGCAUUCGUAGCAUUCAACAAGGUAAUAACAGCCCAGUACUUUGUGUGGUUCUUCUGUCUUUUGCCACUGAUAAUACCAUGGAGCAACAUGAAGCUCAAAUGGGAAGGUAUUUUUUGCAUAUUAUUUUGGAUGGGAGCUCAAACUCAUUGGCUGUUUUGGGGUUAUAUGCUUGAAUUUAAAGGCAAGCAAGUCUUCUUACAACUUUGGGCUGCAAGUUUAUUGUUCUUUGCUGCUAAUACGUACACGAUGAUCACCAUCAUCCUCCGACACACAUAUUCUCCUGUUUUUAACCGCAUAGUCCCUGCCCGCUCAUGGAAGACCAGGUAACUAAAACCUCUCUCUUUGGGUUCGAUUUGACUUUAUCAUUGGUACAGGAUUUGUUGUAGUACAAGCGGCGUGAUUUACCCGAAUGAAUUUUUGAGAGAUUUAAUGUGUUCGUUUAGCUUUACUUAAGUUGGAUUUGUGAUGAUUGUAAUUUGACUCCUUUUUCUAAUUUUGGACCAUCUUGUCCCUAUCAACAAUCAUAUAGUAGCUAGUU
This is a messenger RNA of Cynara cardunculus var. scolymus (artichoke), 1845 nucleotides long. RefSeq names its product GPI mannosyltransferase 1. Gene Ontology annotation, molecular function: GPI mannosyltransferase activity; alpha-1,4-mannosyltransferase activity. Gene Ontology annotation, biological process: GPI anchor biosynthetic process. Lineage: Eukaryota; Viridiplantae; Streptophyta; Magnoliopsida; Asterales; Asteraceae. Bases 327 to 1634 code for a protein of 435 amino acids. The record is from RefSeq and is a predicted model, not a curated record. The transcript has 6 exons. Gene Ontology annotation, cellular component: membrane; glycosylphosphatidylinositol-mannosyltransferase I complex.